Molecule: messenger RNA, 3930 nt
Organism: Fusarium vanettenii 77-13-4
Lineage: Eukaryota; Fungi; Ascomycota; Sordariomycetes; Hypocreales; Nectriaceae
Exons: 4
Coding region: 1-3930 (1309 amino acids)
Molecular function (GO): protein binding
Source: RefSeq, a predicted model, not a curated record
AUGUCGGCAACCCACAUGGGAAGGGGUGACAUGUUCCAUAAUGCCGGUACACAAAACAUCUGUAAGGAUAAUGGUACUCAGAUUAUUCAAAACGGUCCGGAUGAGGAGGCAGACUUGGAAAAGCAGGACGACCGAUGCCUCAAGUACAUGCGACACAGUGGCUACGUCCCAGAAGACCAGAAAAUCAACGCCGAGAGGCGGAAAGAGCAGCUUUUUGAGCCCGCUUGCGAGUGGAUCUUCAAGAGCCCCGAGUUCCAACAAUGGCGCGACGGCGCAUCUGCUCCUGGCCUUUGGCUCCAUGGGGGACCAGGCAAAGGCAAGACUAAGCUUCUUUGCAGCGUCCUGAACCAUUUGCUGGACUCGAUCCCAGUAGCCCCAGUUUCUUCUGAUCCAAGUCUUCUCGUUACGUAUUCCUUUUUCAGCAAUCCGGACGGCGACCGCGAAGCAUCAUUCGUGGUGGCCACUCUUCUACACGGGCUCGUAAAACAGCAACCCUCAUACCUCCGUCGCAUCUCGAAGGUUUACGACCACGAAACAAAAUACCCAUUUCGAGGGAAGCGAGCAUUUACCGCCCUAGCCGGUAUCCUGAAAGACAUGUUGGAAGACAUGUUGAAAGACAACCCAACCCGAACCAGAAUUAUCUUGGUGGUUGAUGCACUCGACGAAUGCGAGACUGAUGCCAAUCUUGACCAUCUACUUGAUCUGAUCCUCGAGACAUCGUCCAUCCAAAAUGUCAGGUGGUUCGUAUCCAGCCGGGGACUUCCUAUCAUUCACCAAAAGUUUGAUGCACCUGAUACAAAGAUGCGGAAGUUGAGUCUUGAUCAAACCGGGGAAGACAUCCAGCAAGCUCUUCAAGCCUACAUAAAUCAUCGAAUGGGAAGUCUUCACCGUCUUAGGAUGAGUGGAGAAAAGAAAGAGGAACUUCAGAAUCGACUAUUGCGCAAAGCAGGCGGUACAUUCCUGUGGUUGUCUAUUGUCAUGGCCGAGCUCAAGAAGGGGAACAGUUGGAACACCAAUCGUGUUGUUGAGGGCUUGUCAGGUGAUCUCAAGAGUCUCUACGAGAGUCUACUGCAGAAUUUGCUGGGGGAUCUCGUCUUGGGGGGAGACAGCGAGAUUGACAAAGAAGUUUUUCACAAGACACUUGCCACCACAACAGCCGCUCUACGGCCACUCCAUAUCGAGGAACUGAAGGAGUUGGUUGGAUUCCCUGAAGAAAUUGACGAAAUCAGCCAAGUAGAAGAGGUCAUCGACAAAUGCGGCGCCUUUCUCACUCGUCAAAACAACCAAGUCUUCCUAAUUCAUCUUUCCGCCAAGGAGUUUUUGACACCUGAAAAGUUGCAGUCGGCGUUUCAGUCUAACCCUCUUGAUAUUCACUCCCAUUUGUUUUCCCGCUCGAUGUCUGUCAUGGAGGAAAACCUGAAACGCGAUAUCUACAACCUGGAGAAGCCAGGAAUUGAUAUUCGUGAUAUUGCCUUUCCUCUAUCUCCAGAUCCACUACUAGGCCUCAAGUAUUUCUGCGUUCACUGGAUUGACCAUCUUGAACGAGUUCAGCUUCGAGACUACCAGGCUGUGAGACGCUUCAUCGAGAAAUCGCUUUUGCACUGGCUGGAGGCAAUGAGCUUGCAGAGAAAGAUGGAAGAAGCAUGCAGGGCAGUACAGAAACUAUGUAGACUAAUGCAGAACACAAAAGACUACGAGCUGGACACUUUCACAAACGAUAUCGACGGCUUCGUUCAAGUUCACGAGGAAACAAUACAAAACUAUCCUUUUCAAACCUAUGCAUCUGCUCUUCUAUUCAGCCCAACCAGCAGCUGUGUCAGAAGGGUUUACAGCGGAGAAGAACUCGACUGGAUCUCAUUGAAGUCAAAGAGGGAACCCACUUGGAGCCCCCGGGCUAAGAGCCUCUCGAUGCUUGCUCCGACAUCGAUGUUGGCCAUUUCGACAGAUGGAAAUUUGCUAGCUUCAAUUAAUGAUCCGGACUGCGUGGGCAUGACGUGGGAGGAUCUGUGCGAGUGGGCGUUGGAGCGGGAGGUGGACUACCCUCAUGCACAACUCCCCCCUUUCUUGCUUCAGAUCUGGGACUUGAACUCGAAUGAGCAAAUUCAGAUCCUUGGCAUUGACUUUGAAGUUCUCGCGAUUGGAUUUCUACGUGAUAGUAAGCGGCUUGCCCUGGCAGGGAAUCAGAACCGCUUCGAGAUCUGGAGUGCGGAAACGGGGUCACGCGUGCAGACACUUCAAAGCCCCGAAGAACCCAGCGUUUGCUUUACAUGUCUGGCAUUACCAACUUCAACACAUCUCGACCUGAAUGAAGAUGUGAUAGCAUCUGGCUCAGAUAACGGGGCGGUCAGAUUCUGGAAUCCGGCUACUGGAGGCUGCACAAGAAGCAUCCGCACGUCCAAGGAAAAAGUUGGCGCCCUGACAUUUUCGCAGGAUGGCCAGAAAUUAGCCGUGGGCUUGUUAUACGGGACAAUCGAAGUGUGGGAUUUCCAAUCAGAAUCACUCGUUGGGAAAGUGAAAGCCCACAAUCGCUCCGUCGUGUCGAUGGCGUUCUUAGGGGACGAUCAGCUUGCGUCUACCUCAAAAAUGGAGGGAGUAAGGAUCUGGGAUCUGAAAACGGGCGCUUGUGCCAUAACCAUAUCCGUACACACGGAGGAUUUCACAAUGGUCGUGUCGCUGGGGAAUGGUGGGUAUUUUGCCUCCUCCACGGAAGAUUUUUGGGGAAAGGUCAGAGUUUGGAACAACAAAGGGGAAUUUAUCCACCAUCUUGAAGGAAGCGACUAUAGCAUGAAUGGACUGGUAUUUUGUCCUGAGAAACAGCUCCUCGCUCACGCCACCGAGGACACAGUCGAUAUUUGGGACUUGAAGCUGUUUCCAUUUGCCAAGCAUGCCCCUUUACACAUGGAGCGGGUACUUUCGACUACGCUUUCUUCUGACUAUCUAUUACUUGCAUCGGGCUCUGAAGAUUCAAUCAAGAUCUGGAACACGGCCACAGGCACCUGCAUCCGUUCAAUGGGCUGCCUCGGGGAUGGAGGAAGUGGGCUUGCCUUUUCUCCCAACACUCGCUAUCUUGUAUCGCGAUGGGGAAUUACUUUGUGGGAAGAAAGGUGGGCCAAAUUGACCGUUUGGAGCGUAAGUGAUGGCCAAGCUGUCAAAACCUUCUACGAGGUGAGGGGGUGGGAGGUUUUUUCCCCUGACGACAAACUGCUCGCACUGGCUUUGAGGUCAUCCGUGAUGGUAUGGGACAUGGAUGCCUCUGAGGAAUACCGUCAGAUUCAACGCAGCGCCACAUGUCUCGUCUUCUCAGCUGACGGCAACAAACUUGCAUUGGCUUCAGACACGAAAUUGGAGAUCUGGGACAUGCUCAGCGGCGAAUGCAUCUGGGCUGUUGCCCACCAACAGACUGAGGUUACAUCGAUCGCACUUUCAGCAGAUGCGGAGUUGCUUGCUGUGGGCACAAGCCAACAAGGUAUCCACGUAUGUGGAUGUGGCAGAGUUGCCAAAGAGCUGCGUGUCUCCAUGGCCACUAGUCAGAGAUUCCGUCACACUUUGGACGCAGUAGCUUUCUCUCCCAACCGAGAGUUACUGGCCUGGGUUCGUGGUGGCGAGAUUGGAAUGUGGAACUUCAAGGAUCGCAGGGUGUCUCGCUUCUCGUUUGAUGGUGGGAAACGGCGCUCUGAAUUUUCCGGCAGGGCCACCAUCCAGUUCGAACCUCCUGACUACUCAAGGUUGUGCACAUCAAUCGGUGACCUGGACAUUAAUGCAGAGGGUACGAUAACUGGUUUCCACGGUUAUCAUUUGGACAAGGAUCACGAGUGGAUUGUGAGAGACGGAAAAAAAAUGGUUCUUCUUCCUAAAGAGUAUCGAGGAGGUCCGGUGCUAGUCGCCGAAGCCAGGGUUUUUGAGCUGUCCAUAGCGAAACUGGUCUUUUAA